CUUUUAUCAUACUAGGACCUCCCACACAGCACACAAAUAGGCAACCAAUUUCCUCCCCAAGUUUCAGUCUUCCCGUAGCUGAAGCUCAGCUUCUCAGCUCUGAAAUGGGAACCCCAGACACAUCUGUGGGCAUGCUCACUGCCACAGACUGCCUGCAGGAGGGACAGAUGGGUAAAAAGCUGCAAGGAAAAUAUCUCAGCAUCACCUCUCCUGAGUCUUCUGCUAAGCUUUACUGCUGCUAUGUAGUGAUCACAGUCCUCACUGUAGCUGUGACUGCGCUUUCUGUUGCUUUGUCAGUAAGAAAGAAUGAACAGACACCAGUGAAAAACACCUAUGCUGCUUGCCCAAGACACUGGAUUGGAUUUGGAAAUAAAUGUUUUUAUUUUUCUGAAUCCACAAGUAACUGGACCUUCAGCCAGACCUCCUGCGUGGCACAAGAGGCCCAACUUGCUCGAUUUGACAACCUGGAGGAGCUGGGUUUCCUAAGUAGAUACAAGGGGACUUUUGACUACUGGAUCGGCCUGCACAGAGAGUCACAACAACUCCCUUGGAGAUGGACAGACAACACUGAGUAUAACAACACGGUUCCCAUCCGGGGAGUGGAAAAUCAUGCCUACCUGAACAACAACGGGAUCAGCAGUGCCAGGGUCUAUGCAGAUCGAAGAUGGAUCUGUAGCAAACCCAACAGCUAUACCCUCCAGUGCCAAAAUUCUUUUUCUUCUUUCUAGCCUUUUCCAAGAGAUGCUUUUAGCCUGUUAUCUACAGUUGCUACUCUUUUCCACAUCUUCCCACAUCGCUAUCAAAAGGAACUUAGAAUAUUUCUUGACAUCACAAAUGAAAACCUUCUUGAAGAAGUGUACAAAGAAGGGAUUAGAAGAACAUAGAUGAGUCUAACAUAGAUGUCGGCACUCAGACCUUAAGUGUAAAGAACAGUUAAUGUUAGUGAGCCCUACUUUUACUUUUGUGCAGAGAAGUCCUUCUUUUGAAUCUAGGAGACCACAAAAAUGAGUUCCCAAAAGUGUGUGUGGAUGUUAUAUAGUGACACACAUCUGUGAUGCCUGACAGCUACUUAAGGGUUAAACAGGAGAGACACAUGUUCACAGUGGGAAGUGAAGUAUGGGAAUGCUCCCAUAAUGAUAGGAAAGAUAAGAAUCUGUAGCAUCUGAUAAUUUGGGGAAAAACAUUAUACGUUCUUUUCAAAAUUUAUGCUAACACCCAGAAAAAUUUAAAAAGUAUUUAAAACUAAUUUUUUUUACACUCUUUGAAACAUAAAUGACAGUCAAAAUCUCUCUCAUUUAUAAUGUUCUUAUUUCCAGUUUUACAGUUCUAAAUAUAAUUAUAUAAUUAUACUGUUCAAGCAUAAUCCAUUUUAUAAAUAAAUGCCAUUUAAAUUUUACCACUUCAUUGGAUUCAUUUCACAUCAAAUGGGAGUUAAACUCCUUAAGCAUUCAACACUUCGUUUUGCACUAAUGUGCAUGUUAUUGGGUCCUAAAAACAAAGUAUUUAAAAUCUUUAUAGAGUUAACUACACUGUACUGAUGAGUCCCAAAAAGGACGAAAUAACAGGCUACAAAGCAUCUCCUGAUCUUUUCAUCUUUUUCUCUCUCUUUUAUUCUAGAAUAGCUUAAUUUGCUAGGGAGCUAUGGGUAUGAUAUCUAUACUUGACCUCCUUGUCUUUGAGGAAAAAGGAAUGAGAGGGGCAAGGGAAGGGUAGGGGAGAGGGAAGAUGGAUGAGGGAGAAUGGGACUGGGAGGAGAGGAAGGAGGGGAAGCUGUGAUUGGCAUAUAAAGUAAAUAAACAAAACAUCUACUUGA
Molecule: messenger RNA, 1813 nt
Organism: Psammomys obesus (fat sand rat)
Lineage: Eukaryota; Metazoa; Chordata; Mammalia; Rodentia; Muridae
Product: C-type lectin domain family 2 member D11-like
Exons: 5
Coding region: 105-728 (207 amino acids)
Cellular component (GO): external side of plasma membrane
Source: RefSeq, a predicted model, not a curated record